Messenger RNA from Eremothecium sinecaudum, 2259 nucleotides. It is a transcript of the gene AZF1, whose product is annotated as Azf1p. The transcript has a single exon. NCBI's taxonomy places the organism in Eukaryota, Fungi, Ascomycota, Saccharomycetes, Saccharomycetales, Saccharomycetaceae. The coding region runs from base 1 to 2259 and encodes 752 amino acids. Gene Ontology annotation, cellular component: nucleus. The record is from RefSeq and is a predicted model, not a curated record.
AUGGGAUCUCAUGCAGCGUCUUCUACGGGAGGCGGGGCGGGGAAGCAAGAACAAGCGCAAGGUACAGCGCAGUCACAAGCAACAGGACAGCUGCAGCAGCAGAAUAGGCAGGAUUCGAUGUCAAUGUACACAAGUUUUAACCAGCAGAGGCUAUCGACCGAUUCAUCAAUAUCCAGCUUCUUGAAUAUUGAUAACCAGGGUGAUAGAGCUGGUGGAAAUAAUACAGGACCCGGGGGGAAUGAUGUAACAUAUGGACGAGGAUAUUCUAUUGUGAAUGCAUGGUCGGCGAACCAAAACGGGCACACGGGGACGAACGGGGGUGGGUCUGCUUUUUCGACAGGUAGAAGGACGUCUGAGCAGCUGGAACCGUUUUCUAUGCCUCGUUUUAAGACACCUAGUUAUUCCCAAGGUCGUUCCGGUGGUUCGACGCAGGGACAAGCAGGAGCACCAUCCGGCGGUGCGGUACGCAGUGAUUCUGUUUCUUCAUCCAAGCGCAAUUCUAUAUUCUUUGGUACAUCCGAAUCCACGGAUCUUGACUUUUUUGGUCAUCCCGCAGGUGGAGGUCAUGGUGUUGGUCCAACAACUGGGCCCACAGGCGGAAAUGGCUCGAAUAAAAUGGGCCCUCCAGUGUUGAAACCUGGUCAAGCAGCAGGUCAACACCCACAUCAACAGCACGAAGACAUCGAUGUAUUUUUUAAUUCUUCACUGUCACGCAAGAACUCAAUAAAGUUUAAUGCUGACGAUUUCGCUGAUUUCCAAUUCAAGAGGCGGAACUCUUCUGUUCGCCCAACUCUGGAUAAUAAGUAUGUACCUGGUCCGCCUCCAGCGAAUGCAGGAUCUAAGAGAGGAGAACAGUCUAUGAGUCCAAUAGGUAAGGAUGAAAUAGGAAUCGAUCCAGAAGUUGCAGUUGCAGAUGCUCCCGGGGUUGAGGAUGUAGAGGAGACUUUAAAAAGGCACCUAUCGCCGCUGAUAUCGGGAGAGGUCAACUCAGCGGGAAGUGUACACUCAAGUGGAACAACAGGAGUCGCGGUGAACAAUCAUCCUUCUAGCAACAAUCAACGACAGCAGGAUGGAACAGAGCCAAAGCUCAAAAGACAAAGGACCAAGAAGUUAUCAUCAUCUGGGGGAUCUACGACGGAUCAUCAUAUGGCUGCAAAGCUAAAGGAAGCAUUAACCACCGAUGAAGAAGUAGCAGCCCUAGAUGAGUCUAGGCCUCUUCUAGGUGCUACAAAAGUUGACCAAUUGAUGCUGGUGAUACAGGCAAGGAGGAAAGGUGUCACAGAGAAAGUGCCAAGAAAUGCAGAUGGUUCGCUGAUGUUGGAAGAUGCGCCCUCCAUUAUUCCCCCUCCAUCGCAGCUAGUAGGCGGUGUAGAGAAGCCAAAAUCUCGAGGAGUAAAGCAGCAUGAAUGCCCAUACUGUCACAAGUGUUUCACCCAGUCAACGCAUCUGGAAGUUCAUGUACGGUCACAUAUAGGUUACAAGCCAUUUCAAUGUGAAUACUGUGGGAAACGAUUCACCCAAGGUGGUAACUUACGGACUCACGUUCGUUUACAUACAGGUGAAAGGCCUUACGAGUGUGAUAAAUGCGGUAAGCGGUUUUCUAGAAAAGGAAACUUGGCAGCACAUAUGUUAACCCACGAAAAUCACAAGCCAUUCCAAUGUAAGUUGGACGAUUGUAAUAAGUCAUUUACGCAACUGGGAAACAUGAAAGCACAUCAAAAUAGGUUUCAUUUACAAACUUUGAAUAGACUAACUCAGAAACUCGCUGAAAUGGACCCUGCAGAAGAUAUGCCCUCUAAGGAACGUGAACUACUGGAGUAUUUUGCUUCUCUAUACAAGAAUAGUAAUAGGGGAAUUAAAGGGCGAGGUAAGGGCAACACACGUAUUGUGCCGUCGUUAGAUUCCGAGGACAACUCUAAAGGCUCUUCUGUAGAUCCGGUUAAUUCUGUGCAGCGACAACAGCAACAAACAUACCAAGGAGUUCAAAGUGGCGGUGGCAGCUCAAAUCCUAACCACUUGCCGGAUCCAUCUAUAGUAGCGGCACGAGCCUUGGGUUCUUUAAAACCCAUAGCGAAGAAGAAAUCUCUCUCUGACCUGAACUACAGUUUAGAGUUGGACGAUGCCAAGGUUUCGGAGGCAAACGAAUUUUCAUUCCAUGAAGCUGCCUUCGGAGGGAGAGCAAAUGAUACCGGUUCAGUUGUUGCCGGAAAGGGUUCGAACAGUGAAGUUCAGUUUAAGAAUGUUUUCUCCGGUAAUUGA